This is a messenger RNA of Thermothelomyces thermophilus ATCC 42464, 2703 nucleotides long. Its product is annotated as glycoside hydrolase family 2 protein. Lineage: Eukaryota; Fungi; Ascomycota; Sordariomycetes; Sordariales; Chaetomiaceae. The record is from RefSeq and is a predicted model, not a curated record. The transcript has a single exon. Bases 1 to 2703 code for a protein of 900 amino acids. Gene Ontology annotation, molecular function: hydrolase activity, hydrolyzing O-glycosyl compounds. Gene Ontology annotation, biological process: carbohydrate metabolic process.
AUGUGGUUUUCCAAUGGUCUCACCAAUGCCUGUGGGCUCGCCUUCCUAGGCGCGCUGCUGCUGUCCGUAGUAGACGCGAAGCCAAUGCCAAAGGAAGGGGGACGCGACAGAAUCAGCAUCAACACCGGCUGGCGCUUCUACCGGAGCGAGUACAACACCGACAAGCUGGCCUACGACCUGAGCCGCAACGACUACGCGAACCGCACAGAUUUGACCGUCUUGAAACCGUGGAUUCUGCCCUCGGCUAAUGACUUCAUCGCAGACCCGGCCGCACGACACCGGCGCCCUUCCGGCGAGCCAACCAUCGGCAUCCCCUUUGUGCGGUCGAGCUACGACGACACCGAGUGGGAGACCGUCGACCUGCCACACGACUGGGCCAUCAAGGGUCCAUUCUACGUCGGGGACAAUGUUCCCGUCGGCGGCGGCAUGGGCCGCUUGCCCGUCCACGGCAUCGGUUGGUACCGCCGAAAGGUGGAAAUGACCAAGGCCGACGAGGGCAGGUCCAUCUACCUCGACAUCGACGGAGCCAUGUCGUACUCGAUCGUCUGGCUCAACGGCCACCUCGUCGGGGGAUGGCCCUACGGAUACUCUUCCUACCGUCUCGACCUGACGCCUUACCUCAAGCUCGGCGACGACAAUCUGUUGGCCAUCCGCGUCGACAAUCCAGGGAACUCAUCGCGCUGGUACCCCGGCGGAGGCAUUUACCGCAAUGCUUGGCUCACCAAGACAAGCCCGACACACGUUGGGCAGUGGGGCACCUUUAUCACAUCGAGGAGCGUGUCCAAAUCGUCCGCGGUCCUCGACCUCGCCGUCCAGGUCGAGAACGCUGGAGAGACCUCUCAGAAGCUGAGCGUGGUGACAGAUGUGUAUAUCCUAGACUCGGCGACCGGGGAGGCCCGUACGAAGGUGGCCUCGUUCCCGCGCCAGACCAUCACCGUCGCGGCGGGCCACAAGGUCUCGGUGAAUGCUUCGACCACUGUCAAGAAGCCAGCACUGUGGGGUCCACCGCCCUCGCAGUCGCCGAAUAUGCAUGUUGCUGUAACGCGUUUAUAUAACCGCAACAACGACAUCGUUGACACGUACUUGACCGACUUUGGCAUCCGCUCGGUCGUCUAUGACGCCGAUCAUGGCUUGCUGGUUAACGGCGAGCGGAUCCGGAUCCAGGGCGUGAACGGCCACCACGAUCUCGGCGCGCUCGGGGCCGCCUUCAACGUGCGCGCGGCCGAACGCCAGCUCGAAGUGCUCCAGGAACUAGGCUGCAACGCUCUCCGUGUUUCCCACAACCCCCCUGCUCCCGAACUGCUGGAUCUGGCAGAUAGGAUGGGCAUCCUGAUCUAUGACGAGGCGUUCGACGGCUGGCAGCUGUCCAAGAACCCGAACGACUUCCACCUUAUCUUCGACGAUUGGUCCGAGGCCGACCUUCGCGCCAUGGUGCGCCGCGACCGUAACCACCCGUCUGUCAUCAUCUGGAGCAUUGGCAACGAGGUCGGGGAGCAGACCACGGGCGACAGCGGCGCUGCCGUGGCCAGGCGGCUACGCCAGAUCGUCCGCUCCGAGGACGAGACGCGCCCCGUAACGGCGUCCAUGAACGCGGCCCGGCCGAACAUGCCCUUCCCGGGGGAGCUCGACCUGAUCAGCCUCAACUACCAAGGCGAGGGCAUCCGUGAUACGGGCCCGUACGCCGGUCUGCCGGGCAUCAGUACGCCGCCGCUCUACCUCCCCUUCCACGACGCCUUCCCGGACAAGUUGAUCGUCAGCAGCGAGACGGCGGCAACCGUAAGCACCCGCGGGACCUACUUCUUCCCCAUCACCAACUGGACGAGCGCCCCCGCGAACUACACGGUCGGGAGCGGCGGCAACGACACGCUGCUCCAGGUGAGCGAUUACGGCCUGUAUACGGCCCCGUUUGGCUCGUCGCCCGACAAGGUAUUCGUGGCGCAGGACAACGCGUCCUUUGUGUCCGGGGAGUUUGUCUGGUCCGGCUGGGACUACAUCGGCGAGCCCACGCCGUACUACGCGGCGCGGAGCUCGUACUUUGGCAUCAUCGACCUGGCCGGGUUCAAGAAGGACCGCUUCUACCAGUACCAGGCCCGCUGGCGGCCAGACCACCCCGUCGCCCACAUCCUGCCGCACUGGACCUGGGGGGCCGACCGCGUCGGCGAAGUCACGCCCGUCCACGUCUUCUCCAACGGCGACCAGGCCGAGCUGUGGGUCAACGGCAAGUCGCAGGGCCGUCUGCGGCGCGAGUCCGAGUCCGUCUACCGCUUCCGCUGGGACAACGUCACCUACCAGCCCGGCGAGGUGCGCGUUGUCACGUACAGGAACGGCAAGCAGUGGGCCAGCGAUAGGGUGGUGACGGCGGGAGUGCCCGUGGCCCUUCGCCUGAGAGCGGACCGGUCCGCGAUCGCGGGCGACGGGCUUGACCUGUCAUUCUUGACGGCCACGGUGGUGGACAGCAAGGGCAAUGUGGUGCCGCAGGCGGAUAACGAGAUUACCUUCACCGUGUCGGGUCGCGGCGGUGGCGAGAUCGUGGCGACGGAUAACGGCGACCCCCGGGAUUUCACAUCAUUUGCGUCCAGGACGCGCAAGGCCUUUAGCGGGCUUGCCUUGGGGAUUGUGCGUGCCAACCGGAAGGGAGAUAUCACGGUCACGGCUAGCGCGCCCGGCCUUGCCCGCGCCGUGGUCAAGUUGACGGCAAAUUGA